Sturnus vulgaris (Common starling) is the source of this 9911-nucleotide messenger RNA. NCBI's taxonomy places the organism in Eukaryota, Metazoa, Chordata, Aves, Passeriformes, Sturnidae. The record is from RefSeq and is a predicted model, not a curated record.
UGAAGCGGUCACUGCUCUCUGUUUUCCUUCUAGAAGUUAGAAAAACAAUAUUUCAGAGCACUCUCCCUGUAUUCUCGGCAUUUUACUUAACCUGCGGCGGUGCCUCAGGAUCUCGCGGAGUGGAAAACUUCCCUGGACUUAGAGAAAAGCAAGCCGAGAGGAGGCAAGGGGGGAGGAUUUUGCUGGAAACCUCUUUGGGAAGCUGGAGACCUUCUCGGGAUGCCUGCCUUAUUUUCCUCUAGCAGCUAUUCAGAUCUUCCCGGGCGAAGGCAGCUCUCUGCCACGACACGUCUGCAUUAAGCAGGUCCGUGCGGCGGGCCAGGCGCUCCGAGGGACGCGGAGAGCAGCGAUGCCGUAAGGAGCAGCCCGGGAGCGCUUCUGGCUCUGCCCGUGUCCGUGAGGUCGCCGCAGGGCUGGGGGAUGCGGCACUCUGCUCUUACUAUGCCCUUCUGCCGUCUAGCGCUGGAGUUGGCUGUCAGAGAAACCUUCGAGGUCCCCUGCUCAGCCCCGGUAGUGUCAUGAGUUAGAUUAGUUGGAGCUGUGCUGGGGGCGGUGAGGGCUUGGAUUACAGUCCAGAACUCAAAGUGCUUCGGUGGUUCACGUCGGAGGGGAGAGGAGACGCCCCGUCGCACACAUGGAGGAAAAAGAGAAAAACCGCUGUUUUUGGAAGUGAGGGGGAAUAAAGGAGGCCGGGAACAUGGACUCAGAAUCACUGGACGGCUGCAUUCAGAGUACGUUAUCAGCACUCUACCCUCCAUUUGAGGCUACUGCAGCCACUGUUCUGUGCCAAGUUUUUGAUGUGGUGGAGAAGACGUACCGUGGGGAUGGACUGCACUACCUCAUAGACUUCCUGAUUCCAGCCAAGCACAUCCUGCAGUGCAUUCAGCAGGAUGCCUGUGCCCCGUACUGCGGAUUGCUGUUUCGCCAUGCGGGCUGGCCCCUGUGUAUUCAAGAGAAGAUUAUAAUCCAGCUGGCUUCCAUUGACUGGCAAAUCUUGAAGCCUGGUGACUUCUACCUGCAGGUGGUCCCCUCUCUGAAGAAGCCUCCACGAAUUGUAGUGAAAUGUUUGGGAAAAGAUAAGCAUAAUGUAGAAGAAGUGGUGAUUCCAGAAGUUUCAUAUACCUCUAUUUUUACUCUGGAAUGGUUGAGUACAUUCAAUGGAGAGCGGAUGGGCAUAGCACUGGAAAAUUGUUUACUAACCACUGAUGACAAAAUAUUUCGUGUCCCCUGGGAUAAAGUGGUUAAUCCUGAAUUUAUAAAUAAACCAAAAAUAAUUGAAAACAAUAUCAUCUCUCCAGAAAUAACAGAGAAACGUUCCAUUUUGUGCCUCCCCACGGACCGUACUGAGUGCAGUUCACCAGACCUGAGGUCUCAGUACCUACAGGAACUAAGCCCAAAUCAAGACAACCCUGUCAUUAGCAGCACAGCUCCACAGUUAAAGGAAGCUCUGGUCAAUGGUGUCUGUACAAGUCCUGUGACUCAAGAGGACUUGACGAGUGACCUUGAAGGGGAGUACGUUGAGCUGGCAGAAGUUUCACUGCCCAGGUUUGGGCCACAAACAGGAUCUUUAACCCAGUCGCUGGCAUUAAGUUAUCUUACUCAGCCCAGGGCACGAGUGAAUGAGUCUAAAGGCAAGCACAGGUUUAUUGUCAUACAAGGCAGCACCUACUCCAAGAACUUAAUUCAGUCAGCACUUAUGCAGAAGGAGCACUGUCAAAUGGACACUCUGAGCACUUCUACAGAAGUUCUCAAAAAUGCUACUCCAUCGGAAGGCAACAAAGUGAUGGCACAUGGAGAACUGUCUCCAGAAGGUCAGCUGCUGCCAGUUGAUCCUGGAAGUAUGGGUGAUAACAUUCCUGUGGCCGAGCCUCCUGCUUGCUGUGUAGAAGAUUUAUCUGCAGAGCAGGAGACUCACAGUGAGCACUCACUGGAUUGGCAGUACGCACUGUGCAGCUACAGUGAUGUGUGUGCUGGAGAUGCUGUCUGCUGCAAAGCACAAGUGCCUGGUGCCCCUAGAAACAUGGAGGGAGAAAGUGAUGGACCUAGUGGAAAUGCUGGUGUUGAAACAUCAGAGCAGGGCCCAGAAGUGAUUCUAGAUGCUACUGCUGCUAAAGAGGAAAUGAUGCUGGGAGUACACACAGAACCACUGACUGAGGGUCACAAGGAGGUGACACUGAUGGAUGCUUCUGUAUCUGUCCUAGGGCCUUUGGGACCAUGUUGCACACUAAAGGAAGGUUCUGAUGUCCCUUGCCAGGGUGGCAGUGUAAGUGUUGAGCCAGUGCAGGUCACUACAUUGACUGAGAAUUUGGAUGUGCGUGGGGAGAGAGGCUCUCCUUCAGGGAACAUGGCAGAUGUAAGUGCUUGCUGCAGCAAUAAUGAAGCAAAUACUAGUUCUCCAUUAAAUCCUCCAGAAGAGAACCAAGGAGAUGUAGAUGAAUUUGAGGAGGGAAGAAGGAGCAGCCAAGAGGAAGUGGAAGAGUCUAAAGAAAUGUUGACAGUAAAUGAAAAUCAGACUAGUCACAGUCACUGUUCUGUAAAAGCUCCAGCAGAUGGAACCUUGUCAGAUGGUGAAGAGCAAGAGCAUAAAAAGGCUGAAGAAGCCGUACUACUCCAAACUGCCCUAUCAGCAGAGGGGAAUCAGAUGGCAGAACAAUUAAAUAACAGUGACUUGUUGGCUCCUGAUGCACAAGAAGAUGCAAAUUUGUUCAAAACCCAGAGGUCUGAAGGAAAGUUUGAGGAACCACAAAGGCUGGUGGAAAACCAUGGCUGUGAAAGUGAAGAGAACUCUGUGCUGAACCUGGAGGGACAGGUGGAGAACCAGGAAAGUUCUUCUUACAGGGAAAGGUUGAAGACCACAGCCUCAAAAACACUGGAAUCCAUUGAAGAGGAAUUGGAGGGUGGACCACUGUCCUCAGGACCUGCUGAGGAACAUACAGAGCCUACCACUCUGCACUCCCAGCCAGAGGCAACUUCUGGGGCAUCAGCUGCUAAAGGGGUGAUGUCAGAAGAAACAGAGAUGAGAAAAGAGGCAACUGGCACAGGUGUGUUGAAAGCAGUGAGUAAAAGCAGUGCCCUGGAGGAAACUUCACCACCUGUUACUCCACCGACAUCCCCAACUUCUGGAACUGCCUGGGGUGGUCAGUUUGCACCUACCAUAGUCAAGGAUGUGAACCCAGAAGUGCUCAGGAGUGGAGUUGCCUACCUGCCUGGUACAAGAGACAAAUCAGGACGUGCAGUGGCCAUAAUAACGACGAGGAACACGGCCUGGUUAAACCCCCACUGCAAUACCACUGAGCUUGUACGCCUGCUCCUGUACCUGCAUAGCAUCCCAAGACCAGAAUGUCAGGCUUUGGGUCUCACUGUUCUUGUGGAUGCUCGUCGCUGUUCACCCGUUCCUGCUCUCUUCAAGGCAUUCAGCACAUUGCAGGACAUGGAGCCUCACUGUAUUCAUGGAGUACUGCUUCUAGUUGAAAGAGAUCUGACUUUUCGGAUGGAGAAGCCACCAGCAGGACAGUUUGAACUUCUCACCUCCAUGAAAUCCCUCCAUAAGCACAUAGACAGCUCACAGCUGCCUCUAGAGCUGGAUGGGACCUUCCCAUACUGCCACCAGGACUGGCUAAGCUUCCGCAGGAAACUGGAAUACUUACUACAACGAUGCCAUGGUGUUUGUGCCUUCCUCCAGGGAGCUAUUAAUAAAGUGGAAUCUGCAAAAUUACCAGAAAAGGCUGAGGAUGCAGCUGUGCUGCUGAGGAAUUCAAGGCAGUUGAUGAAAAAUGUUCUUGAAGAUGCAAGUUUGGUCAAGGUGCAGCAGGAGGGUGGAGCGAUCCUGGCCAGACUGGGGAAGGAGGAGUCUUGUGUCACCCUUACCCAAGACUACAGAGAUGCUCUCGAUGCUGCCAGCGUGCUUUAUAAUCAAGUUGAUGAGGGCGUUCACCGACUGGUGAUGCUGUCAAACAAGCGCAUCCAGGAACUGGAGCUGGUGAUGGAGUUUGAGAAAGUGGAAGAGUGUUUUAAGGAGGUCAGCAGUUGGAUUGAGAAUGUUGGCAGAAAACGGCUAAAGGAAACUGUCAACCUGGAUGAUUCUUUGGAGAUGCUGCUUCAAGCACAAAAGCAGUUCAAAGAGUUUGAUCUUGUUGCCAGUGAAUAUUGCAAAAGAGGACAAGAAGCAUUAAAGAAGAUGAAUCAAUGGGAAGACUUUUCCUUUGUGGAUGUACAUUCUUAUAGGGUAAAGCUGCAGACCUACGAAGAUCAGCUGGAGGAGUUCUGCACCCAGCUGGAUGAAACAAGGCACCGAGUCUGUGAAACAGUCAGGCUGUAUGAAUUCUUUGACAAGGCAUAUGAGUGGGCCUUGGAAGGGAUGCGACACCUUGCCUGUAUCAGCAUGGAGGACUGCAGCUCUGCCGAGCACUGUACAGAUGUGAUCAAGUGCCUGGAGAGUUACAAGGGGCAGCACCCGGACAUCAGUGCUGCCCGCUUCCAGGAGAUGAAGGAACUGGCCUGUGAGCUGAAGAGUGACAAGGGGCUCAAGCAGUGGAAGUUUGCAUGGUCUAAAUGCCAGGAGACCAAGCUGGUGUUUGAAAAGAAACUCGAAGCAGCGUUGAGAACAAGGAAGUCUCUGCUGUCAGAGCGCAACCCAGCUGUCGGGGAGCAGCCCCAGGCUGGCAGCGAGACUGGCACUCUGUCCCACCGGAGACACUCUGAGGGGGCCACCUCCAGGUCCCACUGGGACAGGACUCAGAGCACAUCCCAUGGCUACAACAGAACCAACAGCUCUCUGGAGUGGACUAAGGAGAAAGUUCCCUCGCCCUCCCUGAGCUGCCCUGGUGAUUUCAAUGCUGGGGAAGUAUUUGUCUGCCAAGCUGCUCUAAGCCCUGGUCCUCACUCAAGCAGAAUUUCUUUCACCAGCAGGGCUUGUACGUCUCCAACGCUGCCUGAAGAAAAGCCGAACCUGGAGAGCAUAUUAGAAACCCCAGAGGUGAAACAGUCUUCUACAUCCACUCCAGUCCCUGGGAAGCUGCCUCCCAGGAGGGUCCUUCGGAAGGCCCAAAGCUUUGACCUACCUUGUGGUGAGAGCCUGUGGUCAAGCUGCCAGAGGAGUGAGCCAGCCAGAUAUGGCAACACUGGUGUCUUCAUCAAGGGGCUGGAGGUGAGCAGCACCGAGCUGGUGGACAGGACGUUCGCUCUGCGGCAGCCAGCUGUGAGCAACUGGGCUGCAGACUGCCUGCUGGAGGGACAGAGGGGCUGCCUCUCUGGGUCAGAAGCCAAGAGCUGGGGCAGCAAACUGCGGCACAUCAUCGAUGAGAUGGUAACCACGGAGCGGGAGUACGUGCGGUCGCUUCGCUACAUCAUCGACAGCUACUUCCCUGAGAUGGAGCGCCUCGACCUCCCCCAGGACCUGCGCGGGAAGCGCAGCGUCAUUUUUGGAAACCUGGAGAAGCUCUAUGACUUCCACAGCCAAUACUUCCUUCGAGAGCUUGAGAGCUGCUGCAACCACCCACUGAGGGUCAGCCACUGCUUCCUGCGACACAAAGACCAGUUUGGAAUGUACGCACUGUAUAGCAAGAACAAGCCGAAGUCAGACUCACUGCUGGCCAGCCAUGGGAAUACUUUCUUCAAGUUCAAGCAGGUGCAGCUGGGGGAUAAGAUGGACCUGGCCUCCUACCUGCUGAAACCCAUCCAGCGGAUGAGCAAAUAUGCCCUGCUCCUGAAGGACCUGAUCAAGGAGUGCAGCGAGGCACAGGAGCAGGAGCUGGGCUAUCUCCGUGCUGCUGAGGAGAUGGUGAAGUUUCAGCUCCGGCAUGGAAAUGACCUGCUGGCCAUGGAUGCCAUCCGUGACUGUGACGUAAACCUGAAGGAGCAGGGGCAGCUGGUGCGGCAGGACGAGUUCACCAUCUGGCUGGGCCGCAGGAAGUGCCAGCGACAUGUCUUCCUCUUUGAGGACCUCAUCCUCUUCAGCAAGCCCAAGAGGAUCGAGGGUGGCUUUGAUGUGUAUAUCUACAAGCGCUCCUUCAAGACUGCAGACAUUGGUCUGACUGAGAACUCUGGAGACAGCGGCCUGCGCUUUGAGAUCUGGUUCCGAAGGCGGAAGUCCAGCGACACCUACAUCCUCCAGGCCAGUUCAGCUGAGACUAAGCAGGCCUGGACCAGUGACAUUGCCAAGAUCCUGUGGCAGCAGGCAGCCCGCAAUAAAGGUGUGAUUCCUUCCUGGAAUUCCUUCUGUGCCUCAAAAGAAAUCCGUAUGCAGGAGAUGGUCUCCAUGGGUGUGGGUAACAAGCCCUUCCUGGAUAUCAAACCCAGUGAAGCAGCUAUUAAUGACCGUGCUAUUGAUUACAUCAUGAAAGGCAGAGGUGCCAGGACCAGAGCCUCAAUUGCAGUGUCUCUGUUUGACCAUUCCAACCCCUUCAAGAGGACACAGACUCAGCUCUCCACUGGCAGCACCCCCACUGCCUACGCCCCUUCCUCCUCCUCCUCCCUGCUGGGGCCCCUCAACCUCCACAUGUACCUGGACCAGGCUCUGCUGCCAGGAGUCCUGGCCCCCAGACGCCCCUUUGACAUUGGCACUUGCAUCGAGGAAGAUGAGCUGGAGCAUGAGACGAGCAGCCAGCCCUCAAUGACAACAGAGAGCUCAGAGUCAUCGCACUGCAUGUCAGCCACCGGCUCCAGCGGCUCCGACAGUGGCUGUGUCUCCAGCGUCCCACAAGAAAGCUUCUGUGAAGACAUGGGCUCACCCCCUUACAUGCCUGUAGGCUCACAGCACAGCUCUGCCAUGGAGGGCAGGCCCAGGUUCACAAACAGCCAGUACAUUUCUGCAAAAGCAGGCCAGGUCACCAUAAGUCCCUCAAGAAUAGUGUGAGCCCCUCGGCCCCGCCUCAGGAAGUGGAGUUGUUGUAAGUAGCCCCCGCAGGGGAUUUUCCAGCAGUUGUGAGUGCUGGUCAGGUUUGUCAGUAGCUCUGAGUCAGGGGAACCUCACCUCAGCUCCUCUGUGAGUUUUCCACCUGCAUUCCUGACUGGUGUCUGAGGCUCUGAUUCAUCUGGUUACAGAGGGGCAGCUCCCAUGGAGCCACGCUCUGAACAGCUGGUCUGAUGCUUUCUGCCUUGCAAAAGCAAAACCACCAAAAUCACGUUCAGGUAGUAGAGGCUUGACCACCUCCUGAGUGUUCAGAUGAGCUGCUUUCCUCUGAAUGCUGCCCACCUGUCUAACCACUAAUCUACUUCUUGUGGCUGUUUGCCAAAAUCCUGCUCUUAGUCCCUCUGAACUGCCUUGGGGAAUCACAGUAUUCUCCCCAAGGUGGAUUUAUCACACAGUUUCCUUUGAACCUCCAAAGGAAUCAGUACUUCACCAGGCAGAGGAACCUGCUAGUUGAUGGUCCUGAGGGACCUGCCAGAUGUUGCUCCUGUAUUUAGUGAUUUUGGGAGGAUGUCUUGUUUGCGAGGAAGUCAGAGUUGAUCCAGGAAGGGUGAGCCCUGACAGGACUUGCAGGCAAGCAGGGCUCCUGCUCGUGACUGGCAUAUGUAAUGUCAGGACCCACUCAAACCAGCCUGCUCCUGGCUCAGCCUUUUCCUCUCUGUCUUUAGGGCUGAGCCUCCCUUUUUACAGGGAGCAGAGGGGUACAAGCAUGAGAGAGGCAGGAUUAGGGCUUGAAUGGUCAAGGAACAGAGUGGUGAAUGGCUUGUAGGUUUGGUUCUGUGAGAUGUGACACCACACAGGUGUAGGAGUUCAGAACCAGCCAAGGUUCCGAUUUAAGAUCCUGAGCCCCUUCUGGAGGGUCACAGAUGAGAAUUUUGAAGUGGCCACAGAAGCGGUAGGGGCAGCAGCAGUCCUGAGGCACAGAGGCAGAUCUCCACAUGGGAGAAGAGCUUUGCUUCUCCUGCAAGGCUCUUCCACUAAAAUAUUCUUUCCCCACCAAAAUUUACCUCUGACAAACAGUGGAUUUCAAGUGUUUUGUGAAGUCACUGCUGGCCAGGACAGAGGGACCUGUGGGAUCCCACCACAUCCCGGGAGUGCAGCUGGUCUAACCCAUUGCACGGUGCUGUGUUCCAGGUUUGAUUGCCAUUUCAAACUCACUGAAGACCUCAGGCCUCUGACCAGCAGAAGGAGACAGUCUUCAUCCAUGAAGAUAUUUUUUGCCCAUUAUGAGGCUCUUUCAAACAGCCCAAAAUCUGACCUCUGCCUGAGGCGAAGUCCCAGGAAGGCUUCUGUCAACUAAGUGUAAUAGCUUUGGUGUUGGAUGGGACCCUGGGCAUUUAAAACUCGUUAGCCCUAUAUUUAUAAGUAAUAAGUAACAUAGCAGUUUGAAGAAAAAAAAGUAUUAUUUUUAAAGCUAUGAGUUGUACAGAUUUUUAUUACAAGUGACUCUGUUACUAUUUGUUCUGUAAGCUGCACAUUUUAUAAAGUUUUUGGAAGGGCAUGAAGAGAAAUUGAGAUAUUUAAAAAAAGUAGUAUAACUUUCUGUUUCAGGGUUGUAUUGACCUGAAGCUCAAGAUUUAACGUCCUUCCUUAUGUUCUAAAUAUGUCUAUCAUAGCAAUAAUUUAUUUCCUUGGCUUAACACUUUCAUUCUAAUAAAAGCAAUUCCAUUGUUAUGAAUUAUUUCUUCAGAUGGUUCUUCCAGUGCCUUGGUGUUGAGCUCAUCUCUCUCAUGGCCAUCUGUCAGCUCUGCCACUCUGCCUGUGCCACCUCUGCUCUAAGUGACUGCCAGCUCCACCUGUAAAUCCUCAGUGCACUCACGGGAGAAGGGGGAGAUGCCCAGGCAGAGACUCCCCUGAUGCCGGUGGGGAGGCUGACAAGAGAGGGGCUUUGGAGCAGCCAGCAGGGGUGUCAGUAGGAGUGAGGAAGAGGGAGCUGUCUGGUGGAGCUCAGGAGGCACCAACAUUCCUGGCUCUAAUUUUAGCCACUUGCCCCUUGCUGUCCCAGUGCAAGUCUCUCUCUCGCCCUGCUGGCUCAGGUUCCUGUGGCUUAGUUCAGGCUCCAUUGUGCUUUGUCCUGGCUGUGCCCCUGGUUUUGGAGUGACAGGGACUGGCUCCUUGCUUCACCUCUGACUCAUCCCCUCUUCUGGUACUUCAGUCCCACUGUUGUGGCUUGUUUGAGGAGCUUUGGAUGGUGCUGGCAUUCGAGACCAACAGGUUUUGAGUGUAAUGGGUUGAUGAUAAUGCUGAACUUUAAGUGCAUGUUGUUUGAAGUAACACAGCGUAACUGGAGAACAAAUGAGCCCUGUGUUCCAAGGUGGCUUUUUCAUGAGUAACAUCCAAGGUCACUGCGUGGCUGUGACACCCUCCCUCUGUUCUUGGACAAAAUAAAAAUUAGCAUUUUUGAAACAGUAGUUACUUGGCUGCCACGUUCCUGUUUACUUAUGGUUUAUGCAGGGCUGUAAAUCAGGCUCCUGCAGGUGUGAGAGAAGAGCCACAUUUGGCCUGAGGAAGAAGAUGGAGUAGUAAUUUAUUUAACUGCAGUUUUCUCCCCUUGGCAGACUGGGGUGCUACACCCCCCAGCCACCCUGGAGACAGUGUUCCUUCAAGUUUGGAAACUCCUGUACUGUAUAUAAAACACUUGUUUAUUUUUAAUAAGCUGGAUGUUUUUAAACCUUGUUCUUUUUUCAGACAACAAAGAAAAUACAGUUUGACACCUUUGUACAAAAUUGUGUGGGAAACAGUUAUACAGGGAAUAUUUUACAAGUUACUAUUUUGAGAUAAUUGCUGGGUUAAUGCAAGGGUUUGGGGCUGUCAAGACAGCAGUAGCUCAAGUCACAAGAGGGAGAGAACUUACUAAUGCAACAAGAGGAACAUGAAACUUCUGGAAUUUCUCAGUUUCAAAGGUUUCUAAAUUGCUGGAAAAACCUUUAGUAUUGUUUACCUGACACUCGUUUUUUCAGGGUUUGAUUGAUUUGUCUAAUAAAGGUUAUUUUCUUUAUAUGAA